Messenger RNA from Fragaria vesca subsp. vesca, 1134 nucleotides. RefSeq names its product outer envelope pore protein 21B, chloroplastic-like. The coding region runs from base 410 to 913 and encodes 167 amino acids. Gene Ontology annotation, molecular function: voltage-gated monoatomic anion channel activity. The transcript has 5 exons. Lineage: Eukaryota; Viridiplantae; Streptophyta; Magnoliopsida; Rosales; Rosaceae. Gene Ontology annotation, biological process: regulation of monoatomic anion transport. The record is from RefSeq and is a predicted model, not a curated record.
AACCACUUGAAGUCUCUUUUUAGAUAUAGAUGAAGUUGAUGUUUGUACAAUUUAUAAGUAAAUACAAUAAAUUAAAUAUUUUAGAAAAAAUUCUUCCCGAAUUUCUGAUAUUUUUUUCCUAAUAUCUCCGAUAUUUUCAUUUUUCAAAACUUCGAUAGAUAUACCGAUACAGAUAUUUUAAUCCUUGGGUCCGAUUGAAGCCGAUUGUUAUUUUUUUUUUUGGGGUAACAAGGCUCAAUGUAAUUUGUGGUUCCUUCAUUCAUAAAAAAGAGAAAAGAAACACGUGAUACGUUGGUCUUUAUUCCGAGAGAUAGGGACUUGUAGUGAAGUCUUUUCUCUUUCUCUAUUUUUUUCUCCGCCAUAUCCAGUUCUCCUAGGGUUUCGAAUUUCAGUGCUCUCUCAACUCCAAAUGGAGACCUCUCUCAGAUACGGUGGAGACUCCAAAGCUCUCAGAAUCCACGCCAAGCAGAAGUUACCUCUCGAUUCCAAAACCCACUUGCAGGUUCAUGGAGAGCUAGACACUAGAGUUGGAGCUCCAACUUAUUUUACUGCGCUUGUUAGGCGCUUCUACCCAGAUUUUUCAACUAGCAUUGGGGCUGGAUUGCAUUAUGAUAAGCGUGAUAAGCUUCGGUACACUAUCCGGGGGAAGAAGGCAUUCCCCGUGACAACGGAUAACCUGUUGAGCUUUAAUGUCAAGGGAAAAUAUGAUCUUGACAAAGAUUUUAGAGAGAAAGGAUCCAAAGGAGCUGCUGAAUUGUCCUGGAGUAUUUUAAACUUUCAAAAGGACCAAGAUGUCAGGUUCAAAGUUGGAUAUGACUUGAUUGAAAAGGUUCCAUAUGCUCAGAUCAGGGAAAACAAUUGGACACUCAAUGCUGAUUUUAAUGGUAGAUGGAACUUGAGAUUUGACUUAUGAGAAGUGAAGGUUAGAAUACUUUUUUGGAAGGUGGACACGUUUGUUUCUGCAAAACAUGUAUUCUAUUUACUUGUAUUGAGAGCCACUCUGCUGAAAUUUGUUAGUGAAAAAUGAAUUUGCCAUAUUAGCUGGCCAUUAUUGAUACCUUUCUCUCAUGUUAUUGAUAAUUACAACUCUACCAUGCCAUGGAUGCAAUAGGGAUUAAGAUCCUUUUGUCCAAU